UUGAAGGAAAAGGCAGUUGCACACGKGUAUUAGCAUUCAGAAGCGGCAAGCUUGACCUGCAGGCUUGGUCGCUACCUCUUCUCCAGCUCCGAGUGGAACUAUGAUCACCUGGCAGGAAGUUUUUGCAGGGAAGCUUGAAGAAAUGCAYGUAAUAGAUUCGUGGACACUUGUGGAGGAUGAUGCCCUGCAGGUGCAGGCCUGCAGGCCUGGCUGGAAGGAGUUUGUGCCGCGCCGUGCUCUUGGGAGGUUUCAGUGCUCCCAGUGCUUUCAUAAGUGGUCUUCUGCCAAAGUGCACAUCCUGUUCCACAUGAACCAGUGCCAAGGCUGGGGCACGGUACGGAUGCGAAUCUUUCGCCAGGAAUGCAGGCAGUGCCCCAAGCCCCGGCUGGAAGAUCCUGAGUUCAGCCUGGAGACUGUGGAGACAAUUCUGCACAACGUGGUGAUAAAGAUCCGCCAGUAUUUCUACAAUCAGCCUGUCCAGCCCUCUGACCUCCUGGAAGUGGUGGUGGACACRCCGGUGGCGGGGCCACACGACAGUGCCCACUGUGAGGCCUGCCGGCUCGGCAUUUGCCACAGGUCACGGUCAGCCCCAGCACAGGAUGCCUGCAAGGCCUUAACAGAUGAGGACAAGGCCAGGAUGCACAGCACCAACUCCUCUGAUGCCUGGAAUGCCUUGAGCGGUGUGAGGAAGGCCAGGGCCCAUCACACUCAUUUGCACCCAGCCCUGGUACGGGUUGCCCAGGAUGCAAAUGUGCCCAGGACCUCCCAGACCCUGAAAUACCAGGGCUCAAGGCCCCGUCCAGCCUCGACCCACCACCCCUCAUCCCGCAAUAGAAACUUCUCCUGGAAACGCUGCUGCUGCAUAGGCAGCUCUUUGAUCUCUCUUUGUGUUGUGGCAGUGAUUUUAUACCUGGUGUUUUAUUUCACUAUGAAGACAGAGGGACCUGGGGAUCACAGUUCCCCCACAGAGGGUCCUGGGGAUCACAGUUCCUCCACAGAGGAACUGGGGCAAUGGGUACCCACGGUCAGCCCUUACUCUUGGCUCAGUAAGGCUUUCCCAGCUCUUGGUGGCAGGAGAAAACAUUGUCAUGUCUCAGCCAGGCGCUUUAUCCCACUGGAAGACUCAUGGGUCUGAUGGUUUCUUAUGGGAUAUAUUCUGUAUGAGGAUGACUAUCAGCUGCCCUGUGCACAGGAUGAGGUUUAUUAUUUACAGGAAUAAA
This is a messenger RNA of Malurus melanocephalus (red-backed fairy wren), 1220 nucleotides long. RefSeq names its product receptor-transporting protein 2-like. Bases 101 to 1135 code for a protein of 344 amino acids. Gene Ontology annotation, biological process: protein insertion into membrane; detection of chemical stimulus involved in sensory perception of bitter taste; protein targeting to membrane. Gene Ontology annotation, molecular function: olfactory receptor binding. Lineage: Eukaryota; Metazoa; Chordata; Aves; Passeriformes; Maluridae. The transcript is spliced from 2 exons. The record is from RefSeq and is a predicted model, not a curated record.